Messenger RNA from Acytostelium subglobosum LB1, 1557 nucleotides. RefSeq lists its product as hypothetical. The transcript has a single exon. Gene Ontology annotation, cellular component: membrane. The coding region runs from base 1 to 1557 and encodes 518 amino acids. Lineage: Eukaryota; Evosea; Eumycetozoa; Acytosteliales; Acytosteliaceae. The record is from RefSeq and is a predicted model, not a curated record.
AUGUCUUCAUCUUUAGAAGAUAACAAUGAUGAUCAAUCACAUCAUGGAGCAGAUGAAUCAGUCACAAUCAUCAACAAAGAUGAUCUGCAACAUGAUAAUGAAGACGAUGACAAUGAUGACAAUGUUGAUGUUGUGACAAAGCCUCUGUUAUCACUAUCAAAGACAUCUAAAGCAUUGCCACAUCACAAUAGAUCAAUGAGUAAUAACAGUGACUACAGUGGUAGCAGUAGCAGUAACAACAACAAUAAUAACAACAACACAAGAUUCGUAACAGGUAGUGGAGGAGAGAUAAUCAUUAUAACAUCAGGUAGCAAUAAUGGUACACCAACAACAAGCAAUAACAAUAACAACAUUGGAAUCAAUAUAAGUAAUAGUAGUAAUAAUAUGAAUAGUAGUUAUCAGAGUGAUGCCAGCACCAAUGAUUACAGCACGAAUACAAUGGCAGCGAUUGACCGCGAGGCCAAGACACGUAGCGAACCAUUCACAUUCCACCACUCGAUGAUGGUCGUCAUCAUGGUGGUCAUCUACCUGAUGCUCAUAACCUUCUUCAUGAUCAUGUACAGGUUCGCAGCACAAUCCACAUUCUCAUACUAUAUGUUCCUGAUCGUGCGCCCAUUGCCCAUGGUGCCACUGCUCCUGAUCAUUCCAUUGUAUGGCAUCAAUGAUGAAAAGACCAGGCGCUAUUCAAUCUGCAUCGCAGUGGCGCUGGUACUAUCCUUCAUCUCUGACGUCUUGCUGUCGGCCGAGGUCAACGCGUCCGCGGCGUCACGUGCCGGCACGGGCUACUCACCGGGGCUCUACUACGCCUCAUUCACUUUCACGCUGUUGGCACGCGUCGCAUACACGACGGCCUUUGUCGUUGGAAUUGGCAAGAGUAUCAAGAUCAGACUGUUCCACGCGAUCCCAUUUUAUGCAUUCAGUGCCACAAUGGUGCUGAUGAUCGUCUUUUCAAAGCAGAUUGCGCCGGUGCUCAUCCCACCGCACCAUCCAUUUGGUGCAUCGUCCGGCCUCGACCUCAGUGCCAAGUACACUCAUACAUUCGAUUCAUAUACCACGACAACUCUGUCAUCAUCGACCCCUGGCGAUUCUGAGGCAUCGUCAUAUAUCGAGACGUCAUCUUCGACAUCACCAAUCCCUCAGCUGGAUACAGGUAACUUCACACUGGUCAUUAUUUACGCCAUUGUUGAAUCGACGAUGCUGUGGCGUGCUCUGGCACUGGUCAGCAGCUUCCCUGGCACGAACCCAACACGCGCACUCCUAUUUCUGAGUGUGAUAGGUGCCACAGUGUUUGCCAUCACCGAUACAUUGAUCAUCAUAUCCAACUACUACUACCCAAUACAGGGUAUCUUUUAUCUGAGUGCUGGUGGAUUCUGGCUGGGUCACAGUUUGAUCGUCUUCUCGAUACCUAGACGUAUGGACUUCCAGGACUACCUGAACAAGUACAUCAAAACAGGAAGCAGGAGAACGGCAAGCAAGAGGAAGUCCAUGAGAAAGAGUCAACAACAACAACAACAACAACAAUCAUCACAACUGUACCAGUCCAUUCCAAGCAACUGA